Daphnia pulex (common water flea) is the source of this 1822-nucleotide messenger RNA. RefSeq names its product LIM/homeobox protein Lhx3-like. NCBI's taxonomy places the organism in Eukaryota, Metazoa, Arthropoda, Branchiopoda, Diplostraca, Daphniidae. Bases 355 to 1425 code for a protein of 356 amino acids. Gene Ontology annotation, cellular component: nucleus. Gene Ontology annotation, biological process: regulation of transcription by RNA polymerase II; neuron differentiation. The record is from RefSeq and is a predicted model, not a curated record. The transcript has 7 exons. Gene Ontology annotation, molecular function: RNA polymerase II transcription regulatory region sequence-specific DNA binding; DNA-binding transcription factor activity, RNA polymerase II-specific.
UUCUGGCCGUUCUGUCUCUAUGGGCAUACUGCCACCAGUCACAACUAACGCGAGUAGAUAGGAGGGAGAGUUGCACUCAACGAAAUUAGUAUUCCUUGCUACUAGAAGCUAAGAACUUGUGUCCUCCUCUGUUUCGCAAUACCGGAUAAACUGUCGUUUUUUCAGUUUCAAUUUUUUCUCGAUUUAACUCACCGCUCGUUUAGACUUCCUUAGUUUUGUUAGAUCUUCGGCAGAUCAACUGUAGUUAUAGUACAUUUUUGAGAAUUCCACGGGGAUAGUUGAUCCCAGUGAAAUUACGGAAAACAUUGGUUGAGUUUCACAAAGAACUCUCACCGAUUCCUUUGAAUCUGAAUUAUGGCAUUUACACCUGUCAUUGAAGAAUCAGUUGGAAUGGAUUCACCACAUCACCAGCACGGCGAAGUUCUUUUAUCCCUUCUUGCUCGCCAUAAAAGUUUAGAAGCUACAAUUCCAAGAUGUGCUGGCUGCAGUGGGUUUAUUCUUGAUCGUUUCAUCCUCAAAGUGCUCGAUCGUCCUUGGCAUACGGAAUGUUUAAAGUGCAUGGAUUGCGGCACCCACCUCGUUGACAAAUGUUUCGUCAGAGGCGGAAGCACCUACUGCAAGGAAGACUUCUUCAGGAGAUUCGGUACCAAAUGUGCGUGUUGCGAUCAAGGAAUCGCUCCGUCGCAAAUUGUGCGACGAGCGCAACAUCACGUCUACCAUUUGGAAUGCUUUCAAUGCGUUCUCUGUGGCCGUCAGCUGGACACGGGCGACGAAUUUUAUCUGAUGGAAGAUCGCAAACUUGUCUGCAAAGCCGAUUACGAAUCCGCCAAAACCAAAGAAGGAGAAAACCCGCCCAAGCGACCGAGGACAACCAUCACAGCCAAACAACUCGAGACCCUCAAAUCGGCUUACAACGCCAGUCCUAAACCUGCGCGUCACGUACGUGAGCAACUCAGCCAGGAUACAGGUCUCGAUAUGAGGGUCGUCCAAGUUUGGUUUCAAAACAGGCGUGCUAAAGAGAAACGAUUAAAAAAAGAUGCCGGCAGAGCUCGAUGGGGUCAAUACUUCCGCAACGGAGGCUCGAACGGGGGUACACUCGGAGUCAACAAAGACGGCAGCAGGGCGUCCAAGAUCGAAGAUUUGAAAGACGAUCUCAUCAUUGGUUUUUCUUCAGGUCGCCACGGUGGAUUAGGUUCGCACAAUGGCAACCCUUUAACGCCCAUGACGGGUGCGUCAAUGUCUGACAUGGGCGGUAUGGGUCCAUUAGCUCCGGCCAGCGCAUCCAGCGACAUCAGCAACAUGAGCAGCAACAGCAGCGAGCGGAGUAGCAGCAGUAGCAACGGACACUACCCCGACUUCCCACCGUCUCCCGAUUCGUGGCUCGGCGACGUCACCGAUGCCGCCAGCUCUGGACAACCUUUUUGAAUUUGCAUGCGGUUUUUAGGUGCGUCGAUUAUUUUUUAACCGGUCUGAUUUUUUAAAAAAAUAGUUCGCAUACCUUGAACAUGCCCUGAAAAAUCAACGAUAAUUUGUUGUUUGAGGAAAUUGAGAGCAGUUUUUAAUGUGAAACUAAAUGGUUAGUUUUUUCUCCCGUCACUUUUCUUCUAAAAGAAAAUUCACCAACCAAAAGUAAAUGAUCUCAAUGGUUUCCUGUUUUGUUGUGACUGAUAUAUUUGUGUUACUAUAAUUAUUCUGUGCACUUUUUUUUGUACUAUUUGAUCGUGAGACCAGUCGAAUGAUAUAAGACGCUACAAUUCUUUACUGUUCGAUCAACUGCCGCCGUUGGGCCCAAUUAUCUCCUGCAGAAACCGAAAAAGAAAAA